This is a messenger RNA of Megalops cyprinoides (Indo-Pacific tarpon), 1143 nucleotides long. Its product is annotated as H/ACA ribonucleoprotein complex subunit 2-like protein. NCBI's taxonomy places the organism in Eukaryota, Metazoa, Chordata, Actinopteri, Elopiformes, Megalopidae. Gene Ontology annotation, molecular function: box H/ACA snoRNA binding. The transcript is spliced from 4 exons. The coding region runs from base 130 to 585 and encodes 151 amino acids. Gene Ontology annotation, biological process: rRNA pseudouridine synthesis; snRNA pseudouridine synthesis. The record is from RefSeq and is a predicted model, not a curated record. Gene Ontology annotation, cellular component: box H/ACA snoRNP complex; nucleolus.
ACUCGUUGAGCACAUGUGCUCGUGUGCGGGUAGUGUGCGUUGCCCAGUUAACCUUUCUGAUAAUUUUGCACAGCCGAGAGUACAUGCACUUUAACUACACAGUAAAGGAAGAAAGAGACAAGUAAAAUAAUGACGAAAACAAAGAAGGAGAACGGAGCAACGGAGGAGGAAACCACAGGGACGGAGAAGUCAUACCAGGAGCUCAUCGCCAAUAUUAACCCCAUCGCCCAGCCUCUCGCCUCACGGAAACUCAGCAAGAAACUCUACAAAUGUGUCAAAAAAGCUUCUAAGCUGAAGCAGAUCCGCCGCGGAGUGAAAGAAGUGCAGAAAUUCAUCAACAAAGGGGAAACUGGGAUUGUGGUGCUGGCAGGAGACACCCUGCCUAUUGACGUGUACUGUCACCUGCCAAUCAUGUGUGAAGACAGGAAUCUGCCCUAUGCCUACAUUCCAUCCAAAGUGGACCUUGGCUCCUCAGCUGGCUCUAAACGUCCCACCUGCGUCAUCAUGAUCAAACCCCACGAGGAGUACCAGGAAGCCUACAACGAGUGCUUGGAGGAGGUGACGGCCCUGCCCAAACCGAUCUGAGCGCGGUCACGAGCGGCCACGGACAGACCCACAUCAACAGGGUGUGGACAUUUACAUAGAAACCCAUGCUCAACAAACCUUUGACGCAUACUCUUCCAGAGAAUAAGAACAAGAAUAAGACGUAGUCAUGGUGUGCCAUUUCCUGGACUGCAAUGACCCGCAAAGACCUCUCUUCACCUGGUCUCCAUGCCCCAUUGAAGACAUGGGUCAGCUAGAGGCUUGCACCACCUCCCUGUAGGGACCAAUGGAGAUGAGCGGGGGAAAAUGUCUGUCCCUUCCGGUGAAACGAGCAUGUGUUUGUGCCUUGAAGAUGCUGAUAUUACAGUGCAUGGAAUCGCCGCGUGCCCUUUGACAGCGCUCACAGGAACAACAGGGAUGUGAUUCAGUUAAAUGAACACAAAGCUGUGACAAACAUUACUUGUGGUAAAAUGUGCAGCAUUUUCUUCAUUCCUCCAGCUGUUGAGUUCAUAAUGCACAAAUGACCAGAAACAACAACCCUUACUUGAACGUGUGAAAGUUGGAGACAGACUGACUUGUGGUGACAUUAAAAUACACACU